UCUGGCGGCGGGAGCGAAUACACAUACCCACCUUCUCCUCCUCUCUGGUCUGGCGUUCAUCUGCGUGGUGUUUAACUGCCUGGCGUUCAUCUUGUGUUUAUCUGCCUGGCGUUCAUCUGCGUGGUGUUUAACUGCCUGGCGUUCAUCUUGUGUUUAUCUGCCUGGCGUUCAUCUGCGUGGUGAGGCGUUUGGUUAGCGUUGAUAUGCGUGUUUGAUUAGAGUUGAUCAGAACUUGAAACCGAAUAAAGAAAAGGAAACAGAAAUAUAUUGAUAAAUAAAGGAAGAGAAAGAACGAAUAAACAAACCCGAAAGCACAAAAACAAAAUGGAAACGAUAAAGUAAAUGUAUAAAUGAUAUAAACAAAAGAAAAUCGAAUAGCGAGAAGACAACACGCCAAUAAACACAGUGAAACAAGACAUAAAAACAAGGCAGAUAAAAAGGAAUAGGCAAAAAAGGAAGGAAAAUAGGUUAAUCAAUCAAUAAAAAAUAAAAAUAAUCGUUCGAAGACAAAAACAAAGUAAAGAUUGAAGAAAGGGUGAAGAGGGAAAACAACAAGAAGAAGAAGGAAAGACAAUUUAGGAGAAGACAACGCGAAGAAAGACAUUUGUGAAAGCUAUUUUUUUCUGGGAAGAAGCCAAGACAAUUUCCUUAUUGUUUUCAAGGAAAGACAAAAACAGACCUUUAAACCGGACAUUGUUGAGAGAGAGAGAGAGAAGGAAGUGACGUCAAACAGAACUGAACGUAGAGAGAGUGAGAGAAAAAGGUCAUUACGGGGGAGGAAAGAAGAAGAGAGAAAGAGAAUUAGACCAACGGACUUAACUGAGAACGCAAACGCACACGCACUCAACUAAGAGGGGAACGCGCAUCAUUACAGAAAGGAUGUUGUCGGUGGUUGUGUUGGUGUUGGCAACAACGAGCGUGUGGGCGGGACCUGCCAGAGAACGACAACUCAAGCCGUGUCCAGAGGGCUUCGAGGCGGUAGUGGUGGACGGGAAGCAGGACUGCGUGUGCGCCGACUACCACGUGUACUGGCCCAACACUGGACUCUGCUACCCGGAGUUCACACGGGGUCCCUGCGGCCAAGGUCAACAGCUAGCGGCUAACGAUACAGGUCACGCUGAGUGUAGAUGUCCCGGGUUCUGGGCACGGUGGACUGAUGGUGCGUGUUACCAAGAGUACACCCAGGGGCCGUGUAAUGUUGGGGAGCUGUUCAUGGGUCGCGGCCCCUCUACCGAUGGCUUCUGCUCCUGCACCGCUGAACUCAUCAUGCACUACUUCCGCGCUGACGGCCGCUGCUACCCGCUCUAUGAACAAGGUCCCUGCCCCAAGGGUCACCUCCUUAAGUUCGACUACCGCACACUGGAGCCUGUGUGUGAGUGUCGCGAUGGCUACAUGCUUGAAGAGGACGGUUCUUGCUACCCACUUAACACUGCUGGCCCCUGCGACCAGACUGCUUGUGAGGAUGGCAUCAACUGCUACCUGAGAAACCUUGACACCCUCAAGACGGAGUGCAAGUGCCUACCAGGAAACGUGACCACAGCUGAUGGCCAUUGUUAUGAGCCAUACUCACGAGGACCUUGCCAGCUUGGGGAUUGGCUUGUUUUCUCCCAGCCAGGCGUCGCUGUCUGUGAGCGCAAGACCCACUGCACACGCUUUGACAACUGGUUCUUCUGGACACCCGAUCAGAGGUGUUACCGCCAAUACUCCCGUGGUCCCUGCCCAGCUGGCCAGCUCUUCUACCUGGACCCUAACACAGGCAUCUCAGGCUGCCAUUGCCGCAAGGAAUGGACACCCUACUACUGGGAGGCUGAUGGCUCCUGCUACGAGCAGCACUCUGUAGGUCCCUGUCCAGUUGGCAUGUACUUCAGCUUCAACCAAACAUCCAGCCAAACUGAGUGUAACUGCUUCACCUCCCAUGUGCUGCACGAGGAGUCCAAGACGUGCUACGAACGCAUGACUACUGGGCCAUGUUCUGAGGGCCAACUGGUGGUGGAGGACCCCAACACAGGACGCAUGGCCUGUGACUGUCAUGCCGGCAUGACAACCCACUACUGGCAGGCUGAUGGCCAGUGCUACCAACACUUCCUGCAGGGACCCUGUUCAAAGGGACAAACCUUCAGGCUAGACCGUGCUACUGGUGUACCUGCCUGUAUAACCUGGGGUUAAUUACCAUCCCCAGCUUCUCAUUCUUAGUACCUUCAUUUACACGAGUUGCACCACAACACACACAACAACCUUCACAACACAACAACCUUCACAACACAACAACCUUCACAACACUGUUUUCUGCUUCACAUCAACAAUAAUUCAGCAACAUAUGAAGACCUCUUGUUGAAGACCACAUACACCUACACAUCCUUCCUCCUGUUUAAGUUAGUCCCAAAGUUGAUCCUCUUGAUGGUAGGCAAAUUACUUGUAAAUAGACUAUUUCCAUUGAUGGUGGAUUAUGGGAAGGCCACUACUUCCAGCCCUCAUCUGCUCAUCAACACAUCAUUGUUCCACACACCAAAAAUACCUACAACGUUUUUUUUUAUCCUCUCUGUACACUGAGUUUUGGUGCACUGUUAGUUCUUAGGUUCCUAUGGAUUUGCUGCGAUUGGUGGUACACAAGGUGGGUCUGUAUAUACCUGUGUGGGUGUUGACCCUGUCCUGGCUACACUGACCUUAAUUAUAUGAACACUACACCCACAGUAUGAACACUACACCUACAGUAACCACACCACAACACUCAUAUACACAAGAUUUAAUAUAAUUAGUAUUGAGUCUGACUUAGACGGAUAUAAUUUCAGCGUCACUAUAUAGAUCACCUCACAAUUUUGACAGUGAGUUUGGUCAGGGUAGAAAAGCAAGCAGAUAUAUCACUCCUUAAUCUACGUCUCUAUGGAUAAAGAUUAGCAGUAUUCAUUUUGAUCCGAGAUACUAAAACUUUAAUUCAUAUUUGUCUUGUAUAUACCGAGAUGAGUUUAUAUCCGUCUUAAACAUCGAGAUUAUUAGUUCAUAUUGAAAUCCCAGUUGAUUUUUUUUUUAUGUUUUAAAUUAAUAGAAACCAUUGAUAUGAACAUCUAGUAUGGAUACAGAUGCCUAUUGGCCACCAACUAGAUUACAGACAAAAGCUGAUAGAAAAACAAAAGCAGGUAUACAGAGGCUUGUGGCUCGGACAGUUAACACCCAUAGUGAAGGAAGAAGACAAAUGAAAUAAACAAAAUUGUUCUCCCUUCACCAACCACCAGAUUAAGUAAAUUAAAUAAAAAUAAAUAUUGAUGAGACUCUUGUAUUACUAUGUUUGUUUCUUAUAUUUUAUUACUUGUGAAUGAUAAUACAGUACACUUAAGAUCCCGUUAUAUACUUGUGAAUGAUAAAACACACUCAAGAUCCCGUUGCUUGAGUGCUAUUCCUGAAUUUGGCCCAAAGAGGCAAAGACGAUUCAACUUUUUCUUAGAGUAAUGAAGGAAUACAUAUCCUUCUCUGUUGCUUUGGUUCAUGCAUAGGAAAUACAGUACAGUAGUUGGCUUCAAGACGGUUUUACAGUAUAUCAUGACGUAUUGGGGUUAAUUUUCCAGUUAAAGUGUUGUUGUUGUUUUUAUGAGGCACUGAUAAAAGGUAAUUAAAUUAUUUAUUGUAAGGAUGUGCUUUGUGAGUUCAUAUUGUCUUCUGUACAUGAUUACUAUUGUGUUCUUCUCAAUCGUCUUUGGCUGUUUGAUGAGGCUUUUACUGAUAAUGUUUUACCUUUAUUUAUGUAUGUGUGCUCAUGCUUGUAUGUAUGUAUGUAUGUGUAUCUAUGUGUGUAUGUUAUGUAUGUCUGGAUGAUUGAAUGAUGAAGACUGUAUACUUGUUUGGGUGACACAGUUGUUUGUGAAGCUUUCCUGAGUGUCUGAAUAUGUGCAAGUAUUCAGUAAGUCUGUUUAAUGUUUAUUGAAUGAACUGAUUGGUCUUUGUGUCGAGCAAAGCUUUCCGUAGCGACCCGAGGCUUCUUACAGAUAACGCAAAGCUUCAAAACAGCUUCAAUGGGCUUCCUUGAGACUCUCUCAAUGUGACAUGAAGAUUCUUGAAAAAUAAAAAAGGCAAGAUUUUUUUAGAUGCUUCAUGAGGAUUCUUAAUGUAAAGAUUCUCAAAAAAGAAUUAUUGUUCUCAGCUUCUCAUAUGUUUGUGAAGUUUUACUGUUAUAUGUUCUGUUACGAGGUGAGCUGGUACAGUAAACUCGUGCGUUCCGACCCGUCAAGUUUGAAUCAUGAUUAAAAUUACUCGAAUUAUGAUUCAAUAUUUGUGCCAUUAAUUUUUUACUCACUAAAACACUUUAUUUCGGAAACAUAGUACUUGUACAGUAUACAUUUUCUAAUCAAGCUAAAAAUGGCUUAAAUCCAAAUGAUUUAUACAACAGUAAUGUGUUUUACAAAUAAAAAGGUCAAUCGGAGGACUCGAAAUGUGUCACUAUGUAUGUGAGCUGUGAUGCUUCCUCUAUGUUCCAACACACAACGCGUUAUGCCCAGCUCGCCCCAUGACUGAUGAUCACCACUAUGUUGUAGCAGCACCAGACAUAUGUGAUAUACUCUUGAAUAAAGGAUUUUUCAUGAAGAUAAA
Molecule: messenger RNA, 4578 nt
Organism: Homarus americanus (American lobster)
Lineage: Eukaryota; Metazoa; Arthropoda; Malacostraca; Decapoda; Nephropidae
Exons: 3
Coding region: 880-2166 (428 amino acids)
Source: RefSeq, a predicted model, not a curated record